Neopelma chrysocephalum (saffron-crested tyrant-manakin) is the source of this 933-nucleotide messenger RNA. RefSeq names its product myosin-binding protein H-like. NCBI's taxonomy places the organism in Eukaryota, Metazoa, Chordata, Aves, Passeriformes, Pipridae. The record is from RefSeq and is a predicted model, not a curated record. The annotation marks the transcript as partial. The transcript is spliced from 6 exons. Gene Ontology annotation, molecular function: protein binding.
GAGCUGCCUUUCCGGUCCCCAGAGCUCCCGAAGAUCCGGAUGCCUCGGCACCUGCGGGAGACUUACAUCAGGCGUGUGGGGGACGCCGUGAACAUCAUGAUCCCUUUCCAGGGGAAGCCCCAGCCCGAGGUGACCUGGACCAAGGGGGGCCAGCCCCUGGACAAGUCCCGCAUCAACAUCCGCACCACGGCGCGGGACACCAUCUUCUACAUCCGGCAGGCCCAGCGCGGGGACUCGGGGCAGUACCAGCUCUGUGUGAGCAUCGGUGGCACCGAGGACAAGGCCAUCCUGGACAUCCAGGUGAUUGAGCCACCCGGGCCCCCCCAGAACCUGAAGCUGGUGGACGUGUGGGGCUUCAACGUGGCCCUGGAGUGGUCUCCCCCUGCGGACAACGGGAACGCCGAGAUCAAGGGCUACAGGGUGCAGAAGUCGGACAAGAAGAGCGGGAAGUGGUUCACGGUGCUGGAGCGCUGCACCCGCACCAGCUGCACCAUCUCCGACCUCAUCAUCGGCAACUCCUACUCCUUCCGCGUCUUCUCCGAGAACUCCUGCGGGCUCAGCGACAGCGCCGCCGUCGCCGCCGGGCUCGCCCACAUCGAGAAGACAAAAACCACUUACCAGCCACAGAAGAUCCCCCCGAGGGACAUGAUGGAGCCUCCAAAGUUCACACAGCCCCUGACAGACCGAACCACCACCCGGGGCUACAGCACCCACCUCUUCUGCUGCGUCAGGGGCUUCCCCCAGCCCAAAAUCAUCUGGCUGAAGAACCAGAUGGAGAUCCGGGAGGACCCCAAGUACAUCGCGCUGAUCGAUCAGGGCGUGUGCUCCCUGGAGAUCCGCAAGCCCAGCCCCUUCGACGGGGGCGUCUACACCUGCAAGGCCGUGAACGCCCUCGGGGAGGCCUCCGUGGACUGCAGGCUGGAUGUGAAAGGU